AUGUCACCGAGACCUAUGAGGGAGACUCGGGGGUCCGUCAAAGAUGAAGACACACCGGGAAGCAAACGCAAACGACAGGCAUCCACAGAUAUUCCUCUAAAAUUCGUCCUUUCCUCCCCGUCCUCUCUUGCAAAAGCGACUUCGACCUCCCCCCAGAAAACACAUGGUGAUUCUGAACACGAAUCUAAGAGGCAGAAAUUGUCAUUAAAGCUGAAUGUGGUAUCCGAAAAGCCGAAAAAAAUCGAGGAGCAAGCCAAAGGCGCUCUUGACAAGACAGUCCGAGAGUCUCUUUCGGUCGUCAUUGCACAGUGA
Messenger RNA from Kwoniella shivajii, 312 nucleotides. RefSeq lists its product as uncharacterized. NCBI's taxonomy places the organism in Eukaryota, Fungi, Basidiomycota, Tremellomycetes, Tremellales, Cryptococcaceae. The transcript has 2 exons. The coding region runs from base 1 to 312 and encodes 103 amino acids. The record is from RefSeq and is a predicted model, not a curated record.